Molecule: messenger RNA, 2713 nt
Organism: Ostrea edulis (European flat oyster)
Lineage: Eukaryota; Metazoa; Mollusca; Bivalvia; Ostreida; Ostreidae
Product: cyclic nucleotide-binding domain-containing protein 2-like
Exons: 13
Coding region: 382-2529 (715 amino acids)
Source: RefSeq, a predicted model, not a curated record
CUCUUAGUGUUGGCUCAUAAAUCAUAUACUUUCCUUUUGAAAAAUAUUGCAGGCAGAGGGAGGCUAGCUAAUAAAGAUGCUAUUUUAAAGGACCUAAUGAAGCUUAAAGCGUUUAAAUCCGCGGCGUGAAUUGCAGUGGUUUAAAAACAUACCCUCCCUCGCGGACCCUUUGUCCGAUCUAUCACGCUUGACAAUGGGCUCCAAGGUUGUGUAGUGUCUGCGUUUAAAUUGAAAGUCAAUAAAAGUUUAUCUGGAAUUCAAAACUGCGAAUCCUCACUGUUGUGGAAGUUUGAAGAUCUUCGUUUCCUACAAAAGAUGGAGCUCGUCAUAUUCAUAACUGAAAAAAUCUCAUUUUGUUUGAGUUUUAUUCAAGGAUGAAAUAUGAUGAAGCAAAACAAAUUUGAAUAUGUGUAUCAAAAAGAUGAUUCAACAAGCCGUUCUACGCGUGAUAAGGAACUAUCACAUUUGCGAUUUCUUUGCCAGUCGGCUCCAGCGGGAACUUUGUUAUCUCCCCCUUGUAAAAAGUACCAUCGAAGUAGUAAGGAAAAUAACUAUAAACGGAUAUACAUACAUUCGUCAUCCUCCUUUCUCGAAGGGGUGCGUUACUCGAAAAGUAUUCAAUAUCGAGGGACUGCAAUGCCCUGUCGAUGUAAAAGUGUGGGGGAAACUUCCGUCCCUGGUAGCCCGUGUCUGAUUACACAGUACAGGGCGAGUACCCGGAUGUAUCCAACUCCCGAUUCCGGACGCGAUUCAGCGGUGUUUCAUCAUCUACGAUCUCACCUAACAGAAAGACAUCGGACUUACUUAAGGUUCCACAAGAUCAAGACUUCUUCGAAAACGCCUUCAGACGAAGACGGCGAUGAGGACGUUUUUAUAGAUGGAAAGACACCUAAAGUUCGCUUCAAAAUGGCUGCAAAAUGCGUGGCUGUCCUUAUCCAGUGGCUGAACGCCAUUAUUGAUAUAAGCGACAUGAAGACGAUCAGGACAGCCACAGAAGAAAGAUGGUACACGUUGUACACCAGUCAGGAAGCUAGACGGCUAGCCUUUAACAAAAUGAUCUACUCCAAAGAAAGGGCGUUUGCAAAGGUUCCGAAGUGGGCAUUAAAUAUAUUUGAAAAAGACCCAGAUUCUAGAAGCGAACAUGAAUGCAAGCGGAUCCACGCUCUUCUCAGGGGUCUGAAAAGCUUCGAUAAGUUCACGGAGCGGAUCCAACUCUAUAUGUGCCGAUCUUUCCGAUACCAGAGUGUUGAACCCGGCAGAGUCAUUCUCAGGCGUGGUCAUGUAGGGAUCAACUUUUAUUUUAUAUAUUCCGGUUCCGUGUUUGUAAAUGUAGAGGACAUUGACUCGAAGGGGAUUCGCUUUGAAAAGACGGAAACAGUGCUUAUGCGAGGGGAUUCUUUUGGGGAGUUGGCGCUGCUGCAAGACAUUCGGCGCACAGCCACAAUAACUUGCCGCGAGACGUGCGAAGUAUUGGUGGUAGACAAGGAGACGUUUGCUAAAGUUUGUCCCAGCAUCUUUCAGGAAGAAUUAGAAGAAAAAGAAAAAUUUCUUUCUGGUUUGACACUGUUCAGCCCAAAAUACUGGACAAAAGAAAUGAUGAGGACAUUAUGCAACGAGGCGCAGAUUCAAGAGUAUAAAACCAAUAAAGUGGUUGCCACAGACGGAAAGGGGGAGGAAUGGAUCUACGUUUGUAUGGAGGGUAAAAGUCAAGUAAUACGGCGGUUGUUACUAGACGGGCCUUCUACAUCAAAACGUCAGAAAAUCCGGUCCACCAAAUCGUCCGGCCGUCACAAGUCCACGGACGUCCUCCUCAAUCUUCUGGAAAAUGACGAGCUCGACUCUCAAGAAGUCAGCAGCCUCUCGUCCGAGGAAUCGGAUAAUGAGGAAGGCAAGGAGAAAAUGCUGGAGUCUAUGUCACUGGAUUAUCGUAAAGACGGCCGAAGAACGAGCUUUCUUACACAUUUGAAGUGGGAGGCGGAGAUACAGAGACGGAAAGCCAUGAAAACCCCAAACCGAGAAGACUUGGUCAAGAAGAAACAGGAAAUGGUCCUUAAUGGGCCGACAACCUUGACAUACCUGAUGUCAAGGGAUAAAGACAACAUAGCGUCCGAUCACAUUUACCUCCACAUCGACAGCAUGCACAGAGCGGAUGUAUUUGACAUCUAUUCCAUCCUUCACCUCACGCCUUCCCCACCUGACAGUGACGUCUUGCUGGUUAGUGGAGGAGCACGAUUCUUAAGAAUCAAGAAGAAAAACUUCUUUCAAGUCUGUUCUAGAGAGGCCCUAGACCAUGCUAGGAAGAUAGCAGCAACUAAACGCUACCCUACAGACAACCAACUGCUGACGUCAUACACAAACAAGUUCCACUGGGAUAACUAUAAAAACGAAGUGGUGGAUCAAGUUAUUAGACCGCAUGUGGACCGUCAAACAAGAUUUAAAAACAGCCCGCAGUUACGGACAUCUAUUAUUAACUACCAACAACAGAGAACAUUGGAUCUUAUACACACUCUCAAGCAACAUUCACAGUGAAAAUAUCAUUAAUCAAUUGUAAACCACUUACAAAUGGUUUGCCUUUCACAUUUGUAUAUAUUUAGGUAUGAAAAAUAUUUGAACAUUAUAUUUUUAUUGUUUAUUUUACAACUAUCGAGCGGAAAGACGUUACGGUAUGCACACAAAAUUGCCUUAUUGUUGGCUUAAAGAAGUUUGCACCUAG